Apis mellifera (honey bee) is the source of this 1925-nucleotide messenger RNA. RefSeq lists its product as uncharacterized. The transcript is spliced from 7 exons. Bases 709 to 1509 code for a protein of 266 amino acids. NCBI's taxonomy places the organism in Eukaryota, Metazoa, Arthropoda, Insecta, Hymenoptera, Apidae. The record is from RefSeq and is a predicted model, not a curated record.
CGAGUCCAAUUCCCAGAUAAGAAAACAGUCGGUCGUACAAUCGAACAAGACACGCAUCAUUUUGCCAAUAUUGUUUACGCGUUAUACAAUUUUCGGAAGAUAUGGACCUCAAAUAAACGGCGGGAUGAACACGUGCCGCCAUAUUAUCAGCAUGGAGGAACGCGAUCGAUGGACGAUGUUAUAAACGUGCGGGUUUCGAUUCGACCGUUUCGGGAUGAUUUCUUAUCGUUGCACGAGGUAUACGCGCGUUCGCAACACGUUUUCACAAUCAGUGGCAUUGAGAACAGGCUGCCGGAUACUAGUUUUACAUCGCGAGUUAAUCGAAGGCAAACGUGCAUUGGAUGUGUGGAAAUUUGGUGAAAAAAAAAAGGAUAAAAGAAUCGUUAAGUGCCUCUACGCCUCCACUUAGAAGCAGGUGCAUCCAGUGGCAAGAUAUAUUUUCAUAAAGGCUGAAAAACGAUCCCACGGAUACUCGGCCCACAAGACUCUUGGAACACAAUCGCAAUCGAACCCUAAUCCAACCACGAUCGGGGAAGGAAAAGGGUUAUCCGUGUUAGUGCGCGUGUCCAAGGGCGUCGCCACUCGCGCCACUUCGUAGGGCGGCGCACAGGGACGCGGUAGUCGCGGUGUGGACGCGACCCAGUGCUCGUGUUCAUCGUUGGAGGAUCGUUGCCGAGAAGAUGAGCCUGGCGCGCCGGGAACCGAAUUAUGAUACAUGUGUCGUCGGAGAACACUCAACGAUACGAUCGUGUAAAACGGAAGGGCGCAGCGUUUCUUUCGAACUUCUUUAAGUCGAAAAAGCUGACGUUAGGUAUGAAGAUCAACGAGGACGAAGAGAUGGAACGUGCUCCGAAAGUCGAGACACCUGCGAUCAUCACGAACGCCUGCAGGCGCAGUGGCAGCGAAAAUGACAACCAAGUAUCAAGGAUUCCGUCGACAUUGAGCGUAGCAGCCGUCGAUGUUGUCGUUGCUUGUCAACCAUCACCGUCGCAUUCCAUUUUAACCUUGACACCUGGUAGAACACGAAACAUCGAUCAGGAUAUGGAAGCGCUUAGGCUAAGUCGACAGGAUAAUCCUUUCCUACAGGUAUUGGCGAGCCGCGAAAGUUUGGUGGAAUCGUUGGAGGAGUCCGAGUCCGAUGACGCCAUCCUGAUGUCUCAGGAAUUGGGCGACACCGACCCUUUAACUUUAGCCCAAGUGCAUGAGCAUUUGGUCAGAAGUCCACCUCCAGCAUCGUGGCCUCACAGUACGACUUUUCAUUUCCCCCAUCAGAAUCAAACUACAUCUGGGAAGAGCGACGUGUUGGCGCAUUAUAAAAGCCCUUCGAAGACGACUUCGUGUCGCAGCAACGAUCACGAACUGUCCAAAAGUGAGCCAUCCACGGAUAUUAGAGAUCGCCACUCGCACACAUUCUCGUUGUUGCAUCCAACGCCGAUUCGUUCAUUAUCAGACGUUCGACGACUUCACAGAUCGGCAGAUGACAGCGUGCAACUGAUGUCGAGUGAAUAAGAUGCAAAUAUGUCACGAUCCGCGGCCGGAUCGAAAUGGGUUUUCACGUUCAGAACGCGAAGCGUGCUUUGUUGGUGCUAAAAUACCUAUAAAAGUUCCCGAAUUGUUUCAGAAAAGUAUGUCCACGUCGAAGGGAUACUUGAAAACUCUUCGCCAAAUUUACGUAUGAUCGCGAUUCAUCGAAACGAUUUCUCGAGUUGCAAAUCUCGAAAAGGAAUAAUUUUUCGAAGAAUCACAUAGAAAUUGAUAAACGGAUUGACUUGAUAAUGAAGAGGAUAUUUCACAUUGAUGUGAAAAAAAUUUCGAAUGUUUCGUUUUAAGAGUCGUGAGGUGUAUUUAGGAAAAGUAUACGACUUGAAAAAGAUUUCUAGAUUAUUUUAUGUUGCUUUUAAAAUAAGUUAAAGUUCUUUGUUUCA